This is a messenger RNA of Pecten maximus, 3786 nucleotides long. Its product is annotated as tyrosine-protein kinase Fer-like. The transcript is spliced from 17 exons. Gene Ontology annotation, molecular function: non-membrane spanning protein tyrosine kinase activity; ATP binding. The coding region runs from base 119 to 2707 and encodes 862 amino acids. Gene Ontology annotation, biological process: peptidyl-tyrosine phosphorylation. NCBI's taxonomy places the organism in Eukaryota, Metazoa, Mollusca, Bivalvia, Pectinida, Pectinidae. The record is from RefSeq and is a predicted model, not a curated record.
UCACAUCAGCAAAGCGGAAGCAAAAAUUGAGGAAUCGUCCCAAACUUGAUAGGGCAAGAAAUACCAGAAGCAGAAUUAUAAUUUGGACGUGAAGAAUGAGCGUACAUGUUAAUUAGCGAUGGGUUUUGGGACGGACUUCCAAGGGAAGGAAUCCCACGAGUCCCUUCUCCGUAUCCAGGACUGUGAGAUUCGAGUCCUUGACAACAUCAAACGGUGCCUAGCCGUGCGUAUCGACAGUGAUAAGAAAUAUGCAGCAUCACUCAACACCAUUGUACAAAGUGCUCAGAAACUGGACGCCAAUGAAUUUCAGGCUCACAGUUCUGUAUUCAAGGGCUGGGAUACCAUUGUUAGACAAACAGACCGAUUUGUAAAACUGCUCAAACAGAAUGUGGAAGAAAUGUCGUCCAAGACAAUGGAGAAACUGACCAACCUCAUCAUCGAAAAAAAGGCCACCAGGCGUCAAUAUCAGGAGGAACGCAGCAAACUGGACCUGGAGUUCACAAAGGUACAGGAGGAUGUCAACAAAUACAAACAGGAAUAUGGCAAGUGUCUACAGCGGGUCAGUCAGGACCAGUCAAAGUUCAACGACAUGAUGUCUAAAGGUAAAACUGGAGCCAAGUUGGAGGAUGUUAAGAAAAAGUUACAGCGGUCGACAGCGAGUCUACACCGAGUCCACAAUGACUACGUGUUGUCCCUGCGGGAGGUUAUGGCUCAUCAGACAUGCUACCUAUCUCAGUCUCUCCCGACAUUUCUAGAUGGUCAGCAGACGGCCCAGGAAGCUCUCCUUCAUCAGUGUAAAGAUGUGUUAAUGCAGUACCACAGACUGACAAAUUUCACAAAUGAGGAAUUUACAAAUGUGGUCACAACCAUAGAAGAAUCCAUAGUAAACAUUGUCCCAGAAAAUGAGUACUCAGACAAGUUUAUCGCCGAGUUCAGGAGCGACCCAAUAGAAGCUACAACGUUUGAGUUUGAUACGGGUCUCCUUGACGAUUACCAGGGAACAUUAGUGGAGAAAAAAUUAGCUGUAGAUGAUCUAACUCACGACACGCUCAAAGCUAGGUUAGCGGCGUUAGAGGAUGAUUUGUCGUCUCUUCAGAAAAGUUUGAAGGACAAGGAACCGAAAGUCAAAGAAAUAGAUGAUCAAUUAGAAGACCUUAGGAAUAAAUGUAAAACAGAUGAAUUAGUAAAACCAGUACUCUCCAAACAGAUGUGGGAGCGAGAUAAAGCGUUCUACGAACUGACUGUAACUAAGGUGAAGGUAGCUGUAUUAGAGGAGAUGGUUACAACACUAACAAAUGAUCUGGAAUCGGUAGGAGAUGAUAUUCCGUCGGCCAUGUUAGAUUCCAGUAUGGUGGCCGAUCGCCAGUCCUUAAGUGAUCUGUCCACAUCUCCAUCUCCAAUACCAGGCGUGAGUAAACUCAAAAACCUAAAACGUCACAUGACCGGCGUGUUACGACGUCAAGGCCAGGAUAAAGAGGAACGCGAGUCUGAGAAAGGUCACAGUUAUGAAGAACAGUCACUAGAUCACAUCAACGGCCCUGGUCUGACUAAUACAAACAAUAUCUCGGGUGCGGAGGCCCUAGCUGACCCUAGCCGACCUCUAGAGGAAGAAGAAUGGUUCCAUGGUGUCCUGCCUCGAGAAGAAGUCCAGCGUCUUUUGGUGAAUGACGGAGAUUUCCUCGUCCGAGAGAGCAAGAACCGGAAAACCAAUGAGACCCAAUAUGUUCUCUCUGUGGGGUGGCAAGGAUACAAACACUUUAUCAUACAAUACGGAGAGGGUGGCUGGCGGUUUGAGGGGCCAUCAUUUCCUACAAUUCAUGAGUUGGUGAACUACCAGUACAAAAUUGGGACAGACGUGACGAGUAAGUCCAGAGCCAUCCUGAAAAAACCCAUCCUCCGCGAACAAUGGCAGCUGAAGAAUGAUGACAUCGCUCUCGAAAUGAAAAUUGGAAAUGGAAACUUUGGUGAGGUUUACCGUGGAAUAUACAAAGCAGAUAACCAGACCGUAGCGGUGAAAACGUGUCGCGACACACUAUCUGAGGAUCAGCGUAAAAAGUUUCUCAUGGAGGGACGCAUCCUGAAGCAGUAUGACCAUCCCAAUAUUGUCAGGUUUAUAGGAAUCGCGGCUCAGCGACAACCCGUGAUGAUUGUGAUGGAAUACGUUGCAGGUGGUGCUCUGUUGACUUUCCUGAGGAGGCAAGGAAAACACCAAACCAAAAAACAGCUUACACAGAUGUGUGAGGAUGCAGCUAAAGGCAUGACGUACCUGGAGAAUAAGAGCUGUAUACACAGGGACCUGGCGGCCCGUAACUGUCUAGUGGGAGAUGGGAAUGUUGUGAAGAUAUCGGACUUUGGAAUGUCACGAGAGGAGGAAGAGUACACUGUAUCUGAGGGGCUUAAACAGAUCCCCAUAAAAUGGACUGCUCCAGAGGCCCUCCUGUAUGGUAAAUACACGUCCCUUUGUGAUGUGUGGAGUUUUGGAAUCCUCAUGUGGGAGGUUUUCUCCGGUGGACAGACUCCAUAUUCUGGGAUGAGCAAUAAUCAGGCCAGGGAGAGAGUGGACGACGGGUACCGAAUGCCGCCACCAGAGGGCACCCCAGAACCAGUGUAUAAAUUAAUGCUCAGGAUAUGGGAGUACGACACAUCAAAAAGGCCUCACUUCGCUGAAGUUAUGAAGGAGUUAACGAACAUUAUCAAAAGAUUAUAAUGGCAGUUAUAUUUUGAUUUAAGAUUGUUAAAUUAUUAUAAAAAACUUUGAAUAUCCUGAUCCAACUAUCAAUGGAAGAUAUAAAAUUAUGUGUGAAAUCUUUUAUUUUGUUACUGUAGAUAAGAAAAUACAUAUUUUAAGUUAGAGCUGAACUGGAACAGUGUUAAUAUAAGAUGGAAUGCUCUUUAUUUGCUCGGUUUUCACCCCUGUGAACAGCUUCGGUAAUCUUGAGGCGGGGUUUGCUUGACUAAAUCACUGAAUAACAUACGGGAGGUUGUCGCAUGUCCUCCAGAGUAAUUAGGGUUCAGUGUCUUGUCCAAGGACAUAACCAUGACUGCACAGACUGGCUUGCUUCUCGAUUUCCCAAGAAUCACAAACUACCAAUGGUAGGGAGCAUCCAUCUUGGAUCUUCAGCUGAGGAUUUGGUGUAGAAUUCUGUUGAUCACAAAACUCAUAUUUAUAAGAAUAUAAGUGAAAGCCUAUUUAUGAAUCUUUUUAUCAGGCAGGUGAAUUUCAGUAUGAUUUUCUCUGUAGAGACAAUUGUGUGAUAUAUAUUUAUUAUGACGUCAUAAAGUAUCGCAACAUCACAAUAGUGUUAUUACACGUGUCUAUAUGACAUGGUAAAACCAACCAGUUAUGUGAUAGUAUUUCCUGUCUUAUAGGACAUAAAAUUAUGUGUCAAACAGAAUGUGAAGAUAGUAGAAUGUUCCAGAGCUCAGUGGUUUAGGAUAAUUUGGUGACAAUAGAAUGUUACAGCUUGGUUUAGGAUAAUUUGGUGACAAUAGAAUUUUCUACAGCUUGGUUUAGGAUAAUUUGGUGAUAAUAGAAUGUUCUAUAUAGCUUGGUUUAGGAUAAUUUGGUGAUAGAAUGUUCCACGGCUUGGUUUAGGAUAAUUUGGUGAUAUAAUUUUCUACAGCUUGGUUUAGGACAAUUUGGUGAUAGAAUGUUCCACGGCUUGGUUUAGGAUAAUUUGGUGAUAUAAUUUUCUACAGCUUGGUUUAGGACAAUUUGGUGACAAUAGAAUGUUCCACAGCUUGGUUUAGGAUAAUUCGGUGACAAUAGAAUGUUCCACAGCUUGG